This is a messenger RNA of Symbiodinium necroappetens, 414 nucleotides long. NCBI's taxonomy places the organism in Eukaryota, Dinophyceae, Suessiales, Symbiodiniaceae. The record is from the annotation of a GenBank genome assembly.
GACAAGUUGAGCACUAGCUUUGCCACCGUCUUGCCCACAGGCUCUCAUCACGUGGAGCUGGAUGACUUACCAUCCACGCUUAUCCCGUAUUCCGACGAGCCAACCAAGGUGCGCAAGGUACGGUUCAAUCUCACUUUGACCACGGUACAUGAAGUCACUCCCUACUCUGAAGUCUACGGCAUGCACCCGCGGUUGCUGAAAGUCCAACCGGGCGAAUUCUACUUGCAGCCAGCCCCUCGACGAGAUGAUCGCAGUGACAGCGAAGAGGAGGACGGCUUGCCCGAUAGUAUGCAGAGUUAUCCACAAAUGACUCGCCAGUUCCUGCUGAGAGCGCUGCCAAAGGCAUGGUGGAAGCUCUGGCCACUUUUGUUUGCCGCAUUUUGGCUUCGUGCCUUCGGUGUCAAGACGGUGCUG